UAACAUGUACAUAAAAGGUAUACGAACAAACGGACUGUGAUGCAAAACGAUCAGUGAACGAAGAACCUUGGUCGCGAUAUGUUGAAAAUACUCUUGCUAGUCUCGCUUUCAGUUGCGUUUGCGACUGAAGAAGAUGAAUUCUUUUUCUACGGCCAUGAGUACAGACGAACGGAACUCGGCGAUGCGGUUGAUAAGGCUUCCAUGAGAUUACUGAAGGAUUUAUAUGAAUCCAGUGAAGAGAAGAAUGUUAUAACUUCACCCUUGGGCGUGCUGACGCUCCUCUCUUUGUACUCAACGGGGACUACUGGAAAGGUUAAAGAGGAAAUCGUCAAAUACCUCGGCUUACCUGAUUAUAAGAAAAUGACGGAAUCGUACAGUUCACUGACAGAGAAAUUUACCUCCAUGAACCCUGAUUUCUUAACCAUGGCUAAUAAGGUGUGCGUGGCAAGUCGAUACGAGUUAGCCGACGAGUUCACGAACGUAGCUACACGUGAUUACCACAGCGAAGUACAGGCUCUCAACUUCACUAAUCCUAGUGAAGCUGCCAGAAUUAUUAAUGAGUGGGCGGAUCAGAAGACUCGUGGCAACAUAAAGGAACCAGUUGACAAAGACACGUUUCCUCCAGAGACGGCGGCCGCUCUAUUUAAUAUCAUAUUCUUCCAGGGUCACUGGCAUGUACCAUUCGAAAAGACGGACACCGUCGACAAGAAGUUCCAUCUCAGCGCGACAGAAUCUGUAGACAAACCAACGAUGCAUUUACUGCAGUCCUUGUUCUACCACGAAGACCGUGAAUUGGGCGCUAGAAUGAUUGAACUGCCGUACAAAGAGGAGGGCUUCAGAAUGGUGAUAGUGCUGCCGGAUGCAGUGGAUGGUCUAUCUGCGGUGCUGGACAAAUUGGCGCAGAAGGGGAUGCUGGAGGACGUGUUCGCUAUGAGCCCGCCCGGACAGGACGUGGACAUCGACAUGCCUAAAUUCGAAGUCAAGUCCAAGUUCAAUCUAAAGAACGUCUUGGUAAAGGAAGGGUUAAGUAGUAUAUUUAACCAGCCAGCUGAAGAGAUCGUGAAAGGCCAAGGAGUGGAAGUGUCCGAAGUGUUCCAGGAAGCAUUCGUUAAGGUCGACGAAGAGGGCGCCACUGCUGGGGCUUUUACUGGGGUUGUUUUGGUGGCUACAUCUCUGUUGUCGCAGCCGCCACCGCCGCUACCCUUCAAGGUGGACCGCCCCUUCCUCUACGCCAUCUUGCAUCAGGACAUCGUGUUGUUUGUCGGCACAUACACGCACUAGGUUUGACUGAAAAACUACUGUUCAGCUGACAACCACUACUAAGUGUAUCAAGAUACAGGGCUGUUUCAAAUUCACAUUCAUUGCUAGAAAUUCGAAUAAAUGUUUUAUUCAUAAGUUAAAUUGCAUUAAUAAGUUAAAUAUAUCAUUCCUAAUAUU
Molecule: messenger RNA, 1437 nt
Organism: Papilio polytes (common Mormon)
Lineage: Eukaryota; Metazoa; Arthropoda; Insecta; Lepidoptera; Papilionidae
Product: antichymotrypsin-1-like
Exons: 9
Coding region: 79-1281 (400 amino acids)
Molecular function (GO): serine-type endopeptidase inhibitor activity
Source: RefSeq, a predicted model, not a curated record